Messenger RNA from Lachnellula hyalina, 1245 nucleotides. RefSeq names its product Solute carrier family 35 member E3. The transcript is spliced from 4 exons. Gene Ontology annotation, molecular function: antiporter activity. The annotation marks the transcript as partial. Gene Ontology annotation, cellular component: Golgi apparatus. The record is from RefSeq and is a predicted model, not a curated record. Lineage: Eukaryota; Fungi; Ascomycota; Leotiomycetes; Helotiales; Lachnaceae.
CACUUUUCGUUUGAUCGCAUCUCUAUUCUGUCUCUACUAUCGUAUAUAUUCUCUUCUCUUCUCUUCUAUCCUACCGGCAUCCCUUUUUACUUCAUCCCACCCACCUACCCUUACAUACACAAUGGCACAAGAUCAUCCGCCCUCUUCCAGCUCAUCCGUCACGAACGUAUCUUUCGACGACAACGAGAAGCAUGCGGCCGAUCCAAGCUUUGUCAAGGUGAAGACUGCGACGAUGUUGAGCAGGGGGACGAGCUUGAUGAGCGGGCUGAAUUCCUGCCUGCGGACGAGGAGAAGCCCGCGCCUGCGAAGCCCGAUAACUCGACGCGAACAGCAGUCUUAUGGAUGGUGGUCAACACAUUAGCUACCAUUGGAAUUGUCUUCACGAACAAAGCCAUCUUCUCCGACCCUUCUCUGAAACUUGCCCAACUUACAUUCGCGGCCUUCCAUUUCUUCAUAACAUGGCUCACGCUUUUCACCCUCUCGCGACCUCGAUUCGCCAUGUUCGUACCAAGACGGGUCGCAAUCACGGAGAUUAUUCCGUUGGCAGUUGCUAUGGCUCUGAAUGUCAUCCUGCCCAACCUGUCACUCGCAUUCUCGACUGUGACCUUCUACCAAGUUGCGCGAAUUCUGCUCACGCCGACGGUCGCCCUCAUGAACUACGUCCUGUACAAAUCUACUCUGCCUAGAAUGGCUAUUUACGCAUUGAUUCCGGCUUGCGCCGGCGUAGGAAUGGUUUCAUAUUAUGAUUCCAAGCCAUCCGCAGAUGCCAAUGUCAAGACUACAAGCUCGCUGGGGGUCAUUUUUGCCUUUGCGGGUAUUUUUGCAAGCUCUUUGUACACGGUCUGGAUUUCUAGCUACCACAAGAAGCUCCAAAUGAACAGCAUGCAAUUGCUGUUCAACCAGGCUCCUCUAGCAGCUUUCAUGCUUCUCUAUGUUAUCCCUUUUGUCGAUACUUUCCCAGUCUGGACUGAAUUGCCAGUAAAUCGUUGGGUCAUGAUUGGAAUGUCCGGCUUCUUUGCCUGUAUUAUCAACAUGUCACAAUUCUUCAUCAUUGCACAGACCGGUCCAGUAUCCAGCACAGUAGUUGGUCACGUCAAGACGUGCACCAUCGUAGCGAUAGGUUGGAUUACAUCCGGACGUGCAGUUGGAGACAAAUCUGUUCUCGGAGUAUUUGUUGCUAUUGGCGGCAUAAUUGCAUACUCAGUGGUAAUGUUGAAACACAAGGCCCAGCAAGGAAAAUCAUGA